AUGUCUAGUAGUGAAGAAGAAAGUAGUGCAGAUAAAAAUGAAAGCUGUAAAGUUGAAGCGAGUAAUACCCAAAGUAAGAUGCUCUUUGUGAGCUUAUUAAAGAACCACCGAGUGGUAUUAAAUAAAUAUAUGUUGCCGAAAAUGGUGGCAGCGAAAGAAAAAGCUUGUAAUGAAAUAAAAGAUCAGUACAGUAAAGGCAUUGGCAAAGUAAUCACCAUAGCACAACUGAAAAAACUCCUGAAAAACAUGAAGACGAAUAUUAAGAAAAAAACGGAUACAAACGCGAGGGGUAAUAAUCCGAUGAAAGUGAAUAAAUGGGAAAGUGAAUUUCUAUAA
Molecule: messenger RNA, 336 nt
Organism: Acanthoscelides obtectus
Lineage: Eukaryota; Metazoa; Arthropoda; Insecta; Coleoptera; Chrysomelidae
Source: the annotation of a GenBank genome assembly